Molecule: messenger RNA, 330 nt
Organism: Paramecium primaurelia
Lineage: Eukaryota; Ciliophora; Oligohymenophorea; Peniculida; Parameciidae
Source: the annotation of a GenBank genome assembly
UUUAAACAUAUGAAUACUCAAAGAUUUGAUAUAGUUAGAUAAGGAUUGAAUAUUACAUAAGGAAUGAAGACUGAUAUUGUAGAUCUAUAUAAAAGAGCUUUAAGUUAGAAGCAAUAUUAAAAUAAAGCAGAUUAUAUACGCUAUCAUUUAGAAUAAAAAUAUGGUAAAGAUAAUGAAAUUAAAUUUACAGGACGUUGUUGGUGUGUUUUAUUAAGUAGUUUACAUAGUGAAUAAGAGUAUGAUUUUGCAGAUCCUGAACAUUUCUUAUUUGAAUUAAAAUCAUCAGAACAUCACAUUCUUGUUUAUUUGAUUCCUGAAUAUAAUUAUUAA